AUGCCGCCGCGUGCCACGAUCGCUUUGUUGCUCGCGUCCGCCUGCCAGGGGCGGCCAAACACAGCGACGCGCGUGGCCGAUCCCGAGCCCGCGCCCUCAGGCAAGUGCAAGUGGUUUGACGUGCAAAAGGGCUUUGGCUUCAUCGACGUUGAGAACCAAGAACAGGACCUGUUUGUGCACCAGACCGACAUCAAGGCCAAGGGCUUCCGCUCGCUCGCGGAGGGCGAGGCGCUCGAGUUUAAGGUCUCGCGCGACGCAAAGACGAACAAGCUUAAGGCGAUCGAGGUGACGGGCCCGGGAGGCGACUUUGUCGAGGGCGCUCCGCGGGAGCCGUACUAUGAUGAUGACGGGUACUAGACGACUCGUUCGCCUUGCGGUGCCCGCAGCGCCUCCCCCGCCUCGCCCUCCCUCUCGGUGUCUGAGGUCGGGUGCGCGAGGGGCUUGCCCCCCUGGGGCUGCGCCAAUAAGCCGGCGGUACACGGGUCGGGCUGAGGACGAGUCGUGGUCUCGCAACGGCGCGGGGCCCGGACCCGACUGCUGCACUGGACGGUUAUGUCGAGUGGUGAGAGUGGGGGUGGUUCUGAAAGCCGUGGGUUUGGGGAGCAUGUCGCUGCCAUGUCCGUGAGUCCGUCCGCCGGUGUCUCUGUAUAGCUGUGUACGCCGUUGCGCAAUGCGCAGCGGGGCUGUACGGGGUCUGAGAGCCCACCAGAGCCGUGGCUGUAGUCUCUGUA
This is a messenger RNA of Emiliania huxleyi CCMP1516, 731 nucleotides long. RefSeq lists its product as hypothetical. The record is from RefSeq and is a predicted model, not a curated record. Lineage: Eukaryota; Haptophyta; Isochrysidales; Noelaerhabdaceae. Gene Ontology annotation, molecular function: nucleic acid binding. The coding region runs from base 1 to 357 and encodes 118 amino acids. The transcript has 3 exons.